AUGAUCUUGAAGGCAUUAGUUUUGGCGUUUGUGUUGAAUAUCUGCCGUAUUGGCCAUGCUCGACUGGCACGGCUGAUAUACACAAGAAUAACUGUCAAGGGACAAUAUGAAGCGAAGGGCAGACAUACGUUGUUAGAGAUUGACGGAUCAGGGGACUCUCAAGUUGAUCUAACUAACGUCAAAGUGAAGCUACAUACAAACACGAAAUACUUCAAGGACGAGCAAGGCCUCCAACAUUGGGCCAUCAGGAACUACACAUACGACUUUGACUACGGCGACAACGUUUACUUCUUAAUUGAAAACUUGUUCAGAGAAAGCAAAGAGUGGAGAGAAUUAGGUUCACCAGUCAUAGAGUAUGCAGUAAAGCUGGCAGUGAAGACUGUGAUGAAAUUCUUCCACGCUGUGCCAUGUAACGAACUGAUAGAAGCUCCACUACCUGAAUUAGAACCUUGGGAACUCAAUCAAAUCACUAAGGGUGGGUUGCUUCCAGAUACGUUGUUAUAG
This is a messenger RNA of Aricia agestis (brown argus), 504 nucleotides long. RefSeq lists its product as uncharacterized. The transcript is spliced from 4 exons. The record is from RefSeq and is a predicted model, not a curated record. Bases 1 to 504 code for a protein of 167 amino acids. NCBI's taxonomy places the organism in Eukaryota, Metazoa, Arthropoda, Insecta, Lepidoptera, Lycaenidae.